Messenger RNA from Notothenia coriiceps (black rockcod), 3311 nucleotides. Its product is annotated as egl nine homolog 3-like. Lineage: Eukaryota; Metazoa; Chordata; Actinopteri; Perciformes; Nototheniidae. The coding region runs from base 393 to 653 and encodes 86 amino acids. The transcript is spliced from 3 exons. Gene Ontology annotation, biological process: cellular response to hypoxia; peptidyl-proline hydroxylation to 4-hydroxy-L-proline. Gene Ontology annotation, cellular component: nucleus; cytoplasm. Gene Ontology annotation, molecular function: peptidyl-proline 4-dioxygenase activity; ferrous iron binding. The record is from RefSeq and is a predicted model, not a curated record.
CUUGCUUAGCCCGUUUUGUUUUGGUAACGCUACACUGUCUAAAGCUUGCAUGGAAGUUUCGGGUUCAAGUCAGGUUAAAGUGCGCCAUAAACAACAGGCAGUCUCUCAGGGGGUGCGGGUAAAAGUGAAACAGGCUUUGCCAGCUAUUUGUGUUUAGCUAACCAUUGACACUUUAUAUCUUUCUGCAGAAGCACUGUUAAAAAGUGACAAAGCAGCGCAGUGAAUCAUGAAUCUGCUAUGAAUGACUCAGGAGAACAUUUGGGGCUUCGUUCGGUGCUGUCCGGGGCUCUUUCAGCCUCCUGGAGGAUUGGAGAGGACACCAAAAGGAUCAUUUUGCCAUUCCUGACUUCCUCAUUGCCCUGACUGGUGCUGUACCUGCAGGUGUGGACGACAUGGCCAGUCCACAGCAGACUGACCUGUCAUUUGCGUGGGAGAAGUACAUGGAUUGUAGACUGCAAGGAGCGGAUCUGCAGGCAAUGGUGGCAUGUUACCCUGGAAACGGCACAGGAUACGUGCGCCAUGUGGAUAACCCCAACGGCGACGGACGCUGUGUCACAUGCAUAUAUUACCUUAACAAAGAUUGGACUGCCAAGUUGCAAAAAGGGUCAACUGCAGGAACCGAAUCGACCCUACUGGACACAGCAUGGGAUUGAAAGAUGAAGGUAAUUUGUACCACAAGCUCACCUUCUCACCAGAGAUCAUCAUGGCCACUCUCAGCCUUUAUCUGAUUCUGUGGUCAGCGUCGCAAAGGUCCCUAUUCAUCACACAACUGACAGGGCCACGGGAGGAUGCAGUUGUUGAACAUACUAAAGCAAAACGCUAAGGAACUCUGAUCCAGCGGGUGCAUCAGGACAAAAGGGCUGGAGAAAAUGAGUGAUCAUUUCUUGUGGCCAUGUCAACCACCAGGCUGCUGAAUGGGAUGGGAGUCAGAGAACGCUCCCUCCAUUAGGCCAUCAAGUCACUUGAAGGAUGCUGCCAGGCAAAAAGUGACGCAAUUACCCCCUAAACCUAGGGCUGCUCGAUUAUGACAAAAAUCAUAAUCACGAUUACUUUAGCCAAUCAUGAUUAUUCAUUGACUUUGAAAACAUCCAUUUAUUGAACGUUAAAAAAAAUCAAAUUAACAAUCUGAGCAGUAUUUUUUUAACAGUUGAAUACCCUGAACUUUAAGUAUAAUUCAACGGAAAAACCGAUAAAACUAAAUAAUUAUACAUUUAUAUCUCCAUUUGAAUAAAUAAUAUCAAAAUAAUAAAUACCAAUAAAGAAGAUCAACAAACAUUUUGGAGCGCAUUUCCACAAGCUACUAAACAUAUAUAAAUAUGAUGACUAAUGUCACUCACUGCUACACGCAGUACUCUUAUUUUGGUGACCCCUUAUCCGGAAACAGGAAGUAGCUAAGAGGCUCCAGCUUGACGAGGUUAGUGAAAGUUGACUGAACGCUAGAGACCGGAGAAUAAAGACACGGCAACUAAAGCUUCCCUUUUAACGUGUUUAUAUGGAUUUAUUAAACAGACUGCAGUCACAACACAACCUGGCCGAGAGGGCUUUUAGGGAGGGGCGAAAGCGCACGUGCGGGCAGGAUGUAUAACGCAAAACAAAUUGAGAGCAUCAUUGCGAAAGGGAAUGCAGCAAAAUAAUCGUUUUAUUUCGAUUACGUUGUUUUCGUAAUCGUUGCAAGCCAAAAAACGUAAUCGAGAUUAAAAUACGAUUAAUUGCACAGCCCUACCUACACCUCUUAAUAAGUGAUUGCCAAUUACAAAACAGGCAUUUAAAACCUAGUCCUUUGAGCUUAACCUCUAUGCUUUCUGACCAAAUUAGCAUUUAAAACUAUUCUGCUACUUUUUUGCACUUUGUUUUGGUCAAGAAUCAUUCAUAUAAUGAUCAAAUAUAUAUUUAAUUUGAAAAAGGUUCUCAAUAUGAUCUCCUAACCUAGCAGACUUAAUGUGAAAGGAUGAACUUAAGAGCACAAGCUUACUAAACAAAAUGUUCACCAAUUCGUUUUUAGCCUCAGACCCCCGCUGGGCUCCACAUGUCUAUCAAUACAUGCAUGAAGGAAAUAUAGGUUACCUUAUAAUGUGCUUCAGGUGUCUAACGUACAUGUUGUAAUUGUAUUGGUUAAGUAAGUCACCUUGUGAAUACGGGCGGACUAACAGGAUGCUGCACACCAGGAUGCUGCACACCAGGAAGCAGCGACAUUCUUUCUAAGGGAAAGCAGCAACUGCAAGGUGGGAGGAUGGCUUUCAUGCUUCUGUGAGGAGCCAGCCUCAUGACAAGACACAUAACUAGACAAGAGAUUGUAUUCCAGACUUCCUCACAUACUUGACCUCCAGGCCUGCAUAUGGAAAUGACGUAGAUACAGGAAACUCUGUUUUGCCUCCUGAUGAUGGUUUGUGAGAGUGUGAGAUCAUGCACUAGUCUGUCUUCUGUCUGAGUGCCACUAAACAGAGGAUGAACAUUAUUAGCUCUCAUCAAACAAUCAGUAAAGGCUAAGAUGAUGAGAAAAAAUAACAUAAACCCCUAAUUUAACGUUGACAGUAUAAUCACUCGGCUUGUUUGGCGUGUAUAAGGUGUUUUGUCUUGCUACGUAGACUAAGAAGUUACUGCUCCCUCAUCUUUAAAAUAGCCAACAGAAUCAGAUGUCAUUGUCUUCAACCUUAUACUUGAGCCACCUUUGUUAUAGCCUUAACAGUUUUAAACCUCGUGACAACAUUUGGCUUAGAAGGACUAAUAAUGACAGGUUUGGUUGUUAUGACUUUAUAUCCUAACAAUUUCUACUAACUUCGAUUCGACCAUUAUUUCAUAAACCGCAAAGAAGACAAACAAGAAGGUGGAAAAAGUGAACUAUGGACUAUCCAUCUGAAGGGUGGUAUGCUCACUGUGUAGAACUGUUAAAAAGGCUGGCCUUAUUAUGAUGAAAAUGAUCUGAACUUUGGAUUUCAGAUAUAAUGUCACGUCAGAUAAUACACAAACAUUUGAGGUCAUUUGGGUAACACAGCAAAAAAAAAGACUAUUUAAAAAAAUAAACAAUUUUAAAAGGGGUAAAAGUUCAACAUAAUAAGGAUACUAUUAAUUAUAUUUGGUCACCAGCCAAUAUUGGGGCUUUUUGUUUCAAAUACAUCAAACAAUCCUAUUUGUAUGCAAAUAUUCUACUGUUAAUGCAUUGUUCAUCAGUUGGGUCUGAGGGCCUUUAUGUUAAAUCAACUAAGCGGUUGCAUGAUUUCUAUUGUUAUGUUCAUGCACAGGCUUCAAUCAUUCCAACAAGCCAUGUUUGGGGACCCCUUUGGACUAUUAAAGGAUUCCUAUCUGCUCUCUGA